AUGGGCAGACCCCGCCUUGCUGCCGCCUAUGCCACGUCGUCGCCGCUCGCCCCGCAAACGCCCGUCGGAGGCGACAUCAACAACAUCAAGUCCGAGACCAACCGGCUCGAGAAAACGCUCAACAAGUUCUGGACCAAUGUGGACGCGCGGCUCAACCCCGAGCUCGGCGCUUAUGAGAUCUGUCUCGAUGGCAAGCCGCUCAAAACGCCCUUGGGCAGCAAGCUCACGAUCCCCCAGGCGAAAAAGCAGUUGGCGUACUUGGUCAGCCACGAGUGGGACAGCUUGUGCGACCUCAAAAUCAGGCCCAACUCGUUGCCCUUGACGUCCAUGGUGUCUCGGGCCGUGGACUUGCAACUCGUGCACCAGGCCAAAGAGGUGGACGCCAACCUCGUGGCCAAAAUCGGCGACUUGCAGGACAUCAAGCUCAACAUGUUGCGCUACUUGGACACGGACACGUGCUUGAUCUUCACCACGGAAGACGACAACGAGGGCCGCUUGAGAAAGAGGCAGCUCGAGUUGUACCGCCCGUUGAUCGCCGAGUACGAGUCCUUCUUCUCCGAGUUUGCCAGAAAACACCGUCUCUUGCCUGCCGACAGCCCCGGCGUGGAGUUGCAGUUCUUGGACUGCGAGACGGACGGGCUCUGCGGGAACAGCCAGAGCAUCUCCACGCAAAACGUGGUGUUGCAGUGGUUGGACCGGCUUCCCAUCUAUGACCUCGUGGCGUUGGAGAAGGCAAUUCUCUCGUCCAAGUCGUUCUUGUGCGGUGCCACGGUGUUGCGUUCCAAUACCACUGACGAGAAAACCGUCCCCGACUUGUACCAAGUGAACAAACAGUCGCCGGACACGUACUUCCGCAAGUCUGUGGAGGAAAUCGUGGAGUUGGGCAACUUGGAGACCAUUUUCCAGACCGCCGAGUGGGGCGAGGUCGAGGACACGCACGAUGUGGACAAGGCCGACUGGUUGCGCAACCUCUCGUCGGCUGCCCUUUUGUGCCGCUAG
Messenger RNA from Metschnikowia bicuspidata var. bicuspidata NRRL YB-4993, 999 nucleotides. RefSeq names its product ATP synthase complex assembly protein. The record is from RefSeq and is a predicted model, not a curated record. Gene Ontology annotation, cellular component: mitochondrion. The coding region runs from base 1 to 999 and encodes 332 amino acids. Gene Ontology annotation, biological process: mitochondrial proton-transporting ATP synthase complex assembly. The transcript has a single exon. NCBI's taxonomy places the organism in Eukaryota, Fungi, Ascomycota, Pichiomycetes, Serinales, Metschnikowiaceae.